Messenger RNA from Sinocyclocheilus rhinocerous, 2440 nucleotides. RefSeq names its product platelet-derived growth factor subunit A-like. The transcript has 7 exons. The record is from RefSeq and is a predicted model, not a curated record. The coding region runs from base 514 to 1206 and encodes 230 amino acids. Gene Ontology annotation, molecular function: platelet-derived growth factor receptor binding; growth factor activity. Gene Ontology annotation, biological process: positive regulation of phosphatidylinositol 3-kinase/protein kinase B signal transduction; positive regulation of ERK1 and ERK2 cascade; platelet-derived growth factor receptor signaling pathway. NCBI's taxonomy places the organism in Eukaryota, Metazoa, Chordata, Actinopteri, Cypriniformes, Cyprinidae. Gene Ontology annotation, cellular component: membrane.
CAGUGCACGAACUCUAGAGAACGAGACCAACUCUGAUCUCUUUGCUUCUGCUUUAUUCAUGGAUGCUAACCUGGGAUUGUACUUUCACUGCAUGACGACCUACUUCUUGAAGAUCCAGUGCUGAGGUCUAUAUGAAGUGCAUGGACCCACUUGAAGAAUUCUUCAUUCUUUUGUGAAAAAUUUCUCUUUGAGUUUUAAUCUAUAUAGCCUAUUGACCUAGGCAAUGCAAAAGGGUUUCUGUCUCUGGAUUGUUCAUGCUUGGACAGCCAUGACAACCUUUUGCAAGUUAAAUCACUUUUGAGAUUAAGUACUAGGGCGCAUUUGGACCAGCACCAGCACCUGGAGUACCAGGACAGUUUGGAUUCUCCUCUGUAGACUUGAGCUGGUGCUUCGGGUCAUUUAAAGGGAGAUCUCUUCAAGGUAUGGUUCUGGACCCUCUGCGCUCAGGAGCGGUUCCAAGGCUCCUACAGUCUGCAUCUUUCUUAUUGGGUGGAAAAUUGACAUUGGAAGGAGAUGAGAACCUUAUUCUGCUGCUUUCUGCUCCUCACCUCGCACCUUCUGCUGGCAACUGCUGAGAAGGAGUUUGCAAUCCCUCAGGAUUUCAUCGACAGACUGUCCCACAGCGAAAUCAACAGCAUCAGCGACCUCCAGCGGCUACUGGAGGUAAAUUCCCCAGGUCCUGGAAAUGAGGUGAUUGAGGAGGUCAAACAGAAGCACCAUCAGAAGAGCCAUCAUUCAUAUAAGGCCACUUCCUCAGAUCUCAAGAGUCUGCAGCUGUCCCACAGACGGAAGAGGAGUGUCGUAGAGGAAGCGGUGCCCGCCAUGUGCAAGACACGGACAGUGAUCUACGAGAUCCCCCGCAGUCAAGUGGAUCCCACCGCUGCAAACUUCCUAAUAUGGCCUCCGUGUGUGGAGGUGAAACGCUGUACAGGCUGCUGCAACACCGGCAACAUGCGCUGUCACCCCUCCAAAAAACAGCACCGUACUGUCAAGGUGGCGAAGGUAGAGUUUGCAUCGCGUAAGAAAGCAAAAUUGAAGGAGGUGCUUGUCCGGUUAGAGGAUCAUUUGGAAUGCGUGUGCACAUCACAGCAUCACGUGAUCGAGCAUGCGGAAGCAGACACAGGCCCACGCACAGUUAAAAAUGGUAAAAAACGGAAACACAGAAAGCAAGCAGUGGCAGUACAGAUCAACAAGGAUAUUCAAUAAAUGGCAAACAUUUCCUAACACUCAGCGGACCAAAAUAUCCUGCAGUGGACAUGAGGUGAAACCACAUCAAGCGAGCGAUUGAAGGACAACAGUGGCUAAGUAAUGCUCCAGCAGCACUGGGACUUUGACCUCUGAACUCUGACCCUAUUGACCCCAUUGCUGUUCAAAAAAUAUACUGUAUCCAGAGGAACAUUAUACAAAACACAACACCAAAGGUGCUUUCUACAUACUCUGUCAAACACUGAAGACAAACAAGAUUGGUAUUCAGUUAAUUAUUAAGUGGUCAAACACUGGGCGGAAACGAAACUGAAAAGGACGAUGUUUGUGUCGAUUCUCUGUUGUUUAUGUAUACGACUCUCCUAAAGGUCAAAGAUGAGGAGAAAGUCUUUUGGAGAACACUAAAUUUGUAGAGACCAUGAACCUCACAUGCUUGUGUUUGGAUCCACUCAAGCAGGAGUCUGGAUGCCCCUGAAGGAUGGACUAAUCAGUGGACUUUAAUCCUCAUUCAAAAAGAGGAUGAACAUAUUAAAGGAUGUGCUGUCAUAUAACCUAGCUAAAAUGGAAGACACAAUUUUCUGUUGUUCUCUGCCUUAGUCCUCUUGGGCCCAGGACAUUUAAACUGCUAUUUCCAAUGUGCCUCUAGAAAGUUUUGUCCUUCCGAUGAGUUCAACUGCCUGUCCGUGAACAAAGACUUACAGAAGGCAGUGUAAUGCAGUCAUUAUGCCAGAAUAAAGUAUUUAUGUAUGCGAUCUGUCUUUCUCACACUCUCCAUUUCUCAAUCCAAUGUAAGAACAGCUAAUCUUCAUUGAUCUGGAAGUAUUAUCAGCAACAUUUUCUUAAUAUUUCAAUUCAUUCUUGCUUAUAUUUUACAGCUUAUCUCAAAACUAGGUUUUUGUCCUGGAAAUAUGUGUCAUAGGAAGACAUGUAAGAGACAGUUGUGGAAAGAUGCUUUAUUUUUGUUAAAAAAUAUAUUUAUAAUGCUAAUGUAGAAUCAAGCAGAAAGUAUGUUUAUGUAUUAUGUUUUCUGUUAUUGUGGUGUAAUGGUUGUAUGAUGGGAUGAGAUGACCCUCUGAGAGUAAAUGCUAUACAGUAUCAACAGGUUGGCCAUCACAAAAGCAUCAUUAGUCAUAAAAUGUUGGUUCAUAAUUUGCUUCUUUACUUACCAUAACAUAAUAUUUAAUGCCAACAUACAAAGAGAGACAAAGAUCAUUCAAAUAGUCAAUAAACACUUACU